AUGGUGCUUGAAGCUACAAUAAUCGUUAUCGACAACUCAGAGUACAUGCGCAAUGGGGACUACCUCACAUCGCGGUACCAGGCACAAUUGGAUACUGUUGAGCUCAUAUUCCGAAGGAAAACACAGGCCAAUCCCGAAAGUAUGGUUGGUUUGCUUACAAUGGCGGGCGAAUCGACAAGAGUGGUGAGCAACUUGACCACGGACUACGGCGAGUUGCUCAGCGGGGUCCACGAGGCGAAGAUCGACGGCCAGGCAAACCUUAUAAAUGGGAUUGAGGUGGCAUGUUUGGCUCUAAAAAACAGACAGAACAAAAAUCAAAGGCAGCGUGUUGUUGUGUUUGUGGGCUCUCCAAUCACAGCAGACGAUUCUGCACUCGAUGCUCUGGCCAGGAAGUUGAAGAAUGCCAGUGUGGCCGUUGAUUUCAUCAAUUUCGGUGAGGAACAACUCAAUACUGCCAAAUUGGAGAGGUUUGUGAGCAUUGCAAACGUGAAUAGCUCAUCUCAUCUCGUCACAGUUCCUCCCGGCCCUUAUCUCUUGUACGACCAGGUCGAGAGAUCGCCUAUCUUGCGUGAUCAGGACUCGUCUGCCGCCGGAAAUGCCUCGGAAUCUUCCCAAAACGGACCCGGAGGUGCCUCUUCAGGCGGUGCAGCCGACGAUUUCGGUCUUGAUGAUCCAAAUAUGGACCCGGAGUUGGCCUUGGCAAUCAGGUUGUCGCUCGAGGAGGAACGGGCAAGGCAGCAGCAGGCUUCAAGUGGUGCAGAGAAGGCUUCAGGUAAGGAGAAGUUGGCUACUGUGGAUGAAAAAGACGAUAAGAGCGGAAAAGAUGAGAAGGAUGAUGAUAAAAUGGAUGAGAGCAAGUAA
Molecule: messenger RNA, 861 nt
Organism: Brettanomyces bruxellensis
Lineage: Eukaryota; Fungi; Ascomycota; Pichiomycetes; Pichiales; Pichiaceae
Exons: 1
Coding region: 1-861 (286 amino acids)
Biological process (GO): proteasome-mediated ubiquitin-dependent protein catabolic process
Cellular component (GO): nucleus; cytosol; proteasome regulatory particle, base subcomplex
Molecular function (GO): polyubiquitin modification-dependent protein binding
Source: RefSeq, a predicted model, not a curated record